Messenger RNA from Fukomys damarensis (Damara mole-rat), 3270 nucleotides. RefSeq names its product UDP-glucuronosyltransferase 2B31. Bases 19 to 1611 code for a protein of 530 amino acids. Gene Ontology annotation, molecular function: UDP-glycosyltransferase activity. Lineage: Eukaryota; Metazoa; Chordata; Mammalia; Rodentia; Bathyergidae. The record is from RefSeq and is a predicted model, not a curated record. The transcript is spliced from 6 exons.
AAGGCCAUUCUCACCAGGAUGUCCAUGAAACUCACUGCUAUUCUCCUGCUGCUUCAGCUGAGUAGUUACUUGGGUUCUGGGAGCUGUGGCAAAGUGCUGGUGUGGCCCAUGGAAUACAGCCACUGGAUCAACUUAAAGACCAUCCUGGAUGUACUUGUCCAAAAGGGACAUGAGGUGACUGUUUUGCGAUCUUCAGUUUCAAUUUCUUUGGAUGUGGAGAAGGAAUCUGCUAUUAAAUUUGAGACAUAUCCUACAUCACUAUGUAGAGAUGAUUGGGAGUAUAUCUUUACAGAUGAACUCAGGAAAUUGAUUUAUGAGCUACCAAAAGAAUCAAAGUGGACAUAUUUUUCAAUAUUGCAAGAAAUAAUGUGGGUAGAUUCUAGCUACAUGGAAAUUACUUGUAAAGAAUUAGUUCUGAACAAGGAACUUAUGUCAAAACUACAAGAACCAAGUUUUGAUGUUCUUCUUGCAGAUGCCUUCACUCCAUGUGGUGAGCUGAUUGCCGAGCUGCUGCAUAUACCCUUUGUGUACACUCACCGCUCAUUUCCUGGCUACACGUAUGAAAAGUACAGUGGAAAACUUCCAUUCCCUCCUUCCUAUGUGCCUGUAGCUCUCUCAGAAUUAACUGAUCAAAUGACAUUCAUGGAGAGGGUAAAAAAUAUGAUAUAUGUGCUUUAUUUUGAUUUUUGGUUCCAAGCAUUUAAUGAGAAGAAAUGGAAUCAGUUUUACAGUGAAGUAUUAGGAAGACCCACUACAUUAUCAGAGAUAAUGGGGAAAGCAGAAAUGUGGCUCAUUCGAACCUACUGGGAUUUGGAAUUCCCUCGCCCAUCCUUACCCAAUUUUGAUUUUGUUGGAGGACUCCACUGCAAACCUGCCAAACCUCUGCCUAAGGAAAUGGAAGACUUUGUGCAGAGCUCUGGGGAACAUGGUGUUGUGCUGUUUUCUCUGGGGUCAAUGGUUGGGAAUGUGACAGAAGAAAGAGCCAAUGUAAUUGCAUGGGCCCUUGCUCAGAUUCCACAAAAGGUGAUAUGGAGAUUUGAUGGCAAGAAACCAGAUACCCUGGGACCCAACACUCAGCUGUACAAAUGGAUUCCUCAGAAUGACCUUCUUGGUCAUCCAAAAACCAAAGUCUUUGUAACUCAUGGUGGAACCAAUGGCAUCUAUGAGGCGAUCUACCAUGGGGUCCCUAUGGUGGGCAUUCCUCUCUUUUAUGAUCAAGCUGAUAACAUUGUUCACAUGAAGGCAAAGGGUGCAGCCAUUAGAUUGGAUUUCAUCACAAUGACAAGAACAGAUUUGCUCAAUGCAUUGGAGACCGUCAUCGAUGAUCCUUCCUACAAAGAGAAUGCCAUGAGGUUAUCAAGAAUUCACCAUGACCAGCCAGUGAAGCCCCUGGACCGAGCAGUCUUCUGGAUCGAGUUUGUCAUGCGCCACGGAGGAGCCAAGCACCUUCGGGUUGCAGCCCACGACCUGUCCUGGUUCCAGUACCACUCUUUAGAUGUGAUUGGGUUCCUGCUGGCCUGUGUGGCCACUGUGAUUUUCAUCAUCACUAAAUGCUGUCUGUUUUGUUACCAAAAGUUGGCAAAGACUGGAAAGAAGAAAAAAAGGGAGUAGUUUUAUAGGUGCCUGAAGUUGGCAGUACUGAUAGGUGGGAAUUAUAUACUUGAAAUUUCCCCAGUUUAUUCCAAUAAGGAGAGGUUGUGAUGACAAAUUCCUCCCUCCUGUGCUACACUAAUUUCACAAUUUACAUAACAGAGUCUAAGUGUGAUUUUCAAGAUAUUUAAUAACUGGUAAAGACGUAGAAAAUCAAAGAUAUGAUUAAAGGAUAGUUGGAGAAAAGUUAAAAUAUGAUUUAUACCCUACACUAAAAUAAAUAAUUUAGUUGGUUCAUGAGUUAUUCAUAGGCAUAACAUUAAAAGGUUCACAUAUAGUAAUGAUAUGAUUUUGCAAAUACCUAACAUAUUAUGGUUUCAGCAUUUUCUGGAGAAAAUAUUCAUCAAUUGAGAUUUUUGUGAAAUAUAAGCAUGAUUCCUUUUGGUUUUGGAACACCAGUAGUGCUUCUUGACUGUUUGUGUUAGAUCCACAUCAACAUCUCUUCUUUUUCCAAAGAGCAAACAUUUUUCUUCUUCUUGCUAUAGACAAUCCUGAGGAGAAUAUACAUAGAAUGAGAAAUGUAAUAUUUACUAAAUGCUUGUUGCUAUAAUAUUGAUCUUAUUGGGAAAGUUUUUGAUUUCACAUUGUAAUUUUACUAUUUUCUUAGACCUCUAGAAACUGACCUUCUUCACCUUACCAUUUGUAGUAUUUGAGAAUUAUAUGUAAGGUCUCAAUUAUAGAUUGUAAUAAUAUAGAACUGGAAAUCUAAUAACACUUCUUUUAUUUUCAUUUUUUCCAAAUGUAUAGAACAUAUGUGAGUCUCAUUUUUCAGAACAAGACUCAGCAUCACUAAAUUAUCCUGCAGACAUUUUGAGAAACUAAAUAGGUCUGGUAGACAAUUUGAAAUAAUUCUUAUUUAGAAUAUAUGUCUCAUUUUCUCUUUUCUUCAGCACUCUUUUGUCCCAUUCCUCCCUCCUUAACACUUACAUGGAAAAAUUCAAAAUUUUAACCUAAUGGAAAGUGACAUAAUUGUCACUAUCCCUUAAACCUAAGCCCUCUUACAAUUACUAUACUACAAUCAAAAUAAUAUAAAAGGAUACAAAUUGUAAGGAAAAUAGAUAAAUUGAACUACAAAAAGAAUGAAGGCCCUCCUUGAAGCUGCAUAUGGUGGAUAAAUUUUACGCUAAAAUUAAUCAAACCAGCUGGCUUUAUUGGUUACAAACAAACAUGUAAGUCUCAUGGCACUACUAUUCUCCCAUCACUCUCAUUAAUCUUUUAAAAUAAUUUAAUAUAGUUAGAAGAAUUAUAGGAGAGUAUACAACAUAAUUAUUUUAUGCCAUUCAUCUAACAAUUUACACAUUUAAAAGAAAAAUACAAUCAAUGAAAUGCUUGUAGUUAAUAAUAUAAAAUCUUGCACAUAAUGUGGAAUUCAUGUUUGUCAAACAUGUCAUGCAAUACAUGUAAGAACAAAGGAUUUAUAUACACUGUGUACUAAAUCAAUGACCAAAAAUGCAGAGUGCAAUAUGCAGAAAGACAGAUGAAAGACAUGAACAGAUAAUUCACAGAAGUGAAAAAGGCACAGUAAUACAUACAAGAUGACAAAAGUCAAUGAUGUUUUAAAAAUAGAAAUCAACUCAAUAAGUGAUUUCCCAAAUAAAUUUAUAACCUUUGAAACUUUGA